Molecule: messenger RNA, 2977 nt
Organism: Clupea harengus (Atlantic herring)
Lineage: Eukaryota; Metazoa; Chordata; Actinopteri; Clupeiformes; Clupeidae
Gene: fads6
Product: fatty acid desaturase 6
Biological process (GO): lipid metabolic process
Cellular component (GO): membrane
Molecular function (GO): oxidoreductase activity, acting on paired donors, with oxidation of a pair of donors resulting in the reduction of molecular oxygen to two molecules of water
Source: RefSeq, a predicted model, not a curated record
AGACAGAGAGAGGGGGACCGAGCACAGGAGAAAGAGGGAGAGAGAAAGAGGGAGAGAGAGAAGAGUGAGAGAGAGAAGAGUGAGUCUCCAGCUGCAGCAGCUGCACCGUGGUGGAAUUGGCAUCCUGCUCUGUGUGUAUGUGUGUGUGUUAGCGUGUGUGUCUGCAUGUGUUUGUUCUUGUGUGUGUGUGUGUGGACGUGUGUGUUGUCAGCGUGAGUGUCGGUGUGCGCCUGUGUGUAUCGCGUGCUACUUGAGACGCUCGCUGGCUGUCUGCACAGCGGUCACCUCUUCCAAGCCCAUCACCGUGGGAACGACGAGAGGGGGAAGACCAACAAACAGGAGGGCGGGAGAGAAAGGGCGAGCCGAGCGAGUGAGAGAGCGAGCAAGUCAACGUGGAGGAGAAAGAGAGAUUAAGGACAGAGAACAGAGAGGAGGAGGAGGAGGAGGAGAACGAGUUUAUCUCUGGACUGAUUCUGUCGUUUGCCAGCCUCAUCUUGCUCUACUCAGUUCUUCUUCUGUGUGUGUGAAGUACAAUAACCCAACACUGCUGCUGCUUCUACUCCUGCCCUUGAGUCCGUCCGCACCUGUCCUCUCCUCACCGUCUCUCCGUCUUCUUCUACAUCCUCUUCCUUGUCCUCUCCGGCUCCGGACAUGCAGACCGUUCCGGAUGAGUGGCGGGACACCCCGUCUGAGCGGUCAGACGACAAGGGCGCACUGCCCUGGGAGGGACAGACGCUCUUUCAGAGGAACGGCACCGGACCUCCACAGGGGGUGUCGGAGGAUAAAGCGCACCCAGGGAAGGGUCACGGGAAGGGGGUUGAGGCGGAGAGGGAGUCCCUGAUGAUGGAGCUGACCAGGCUAGUGCAGAAGACGGUCAAGGAGAGCAGCUGGUGGGAGAGAAGGGGCAUCGACUGUGCCAUCCUGGCCGCAGCGUUCCUGUCCCUGCCCGUAGCCUUCUUCCUCCUCAGCUCGUCUCAGGUGGUGCCGUUCGCUCUGGGGAUGCUGGUCAUGGGCAUCGCCCACGGUGUCAUCACCAUCAAGGGAACCCACUUGGCCAGCCACGGGUCGCUAAGCGAGUCCCAGGCCUGGGGAGAGUUCUGGGCCGUGUUCUUCAUAGAGGUGUGCGGCUCGUUCACGGCCAGAUCAGGUGUCCAGGCUCACAUUAAGAUGCACCAUGCCCACACCAAUAUCAUCGGUCUGGGGGACUCAAGCAUCUGGAAGGUCCCCUCGCUGCCGCGGAGCAUCUACCUGUUCAUCGCCCCACUGGCUGUGCCCAUUAUCACACCCCUGGCAGCCUUAGGGCAGCUGAGGGCUCACCCUCUGUCCCAGGCUGUGAGGACCGUGCUCAUGGUGUCUCUGGGGGUGUACUCCCAGUACUGGCUGCUGGUGCACCUCUCUGGAUUCCAGUCCCCUGCCAUCACUCUGCUCUGCAUGCUGGUGUGCAGGGCCAUGUUCUCCCUGCCCUACAUCCACGUCAACAUCUUUCAGCACAUCGGCCUGCCCAUGUUCUCCUCGACGACGCGGCCUAAACGCAUUUACCAGAUGACGCACGGCGUCCUGAACCUCCCGCGGAACCCGCUGCUGGACUGGACCUUCGGCCACUCGCUCAUCAACUGCCAUGUGGAGCACCACCUCUUCCCCUUCCUCUCUGACAACAUGUGCCUGAAGGUGAAGCCCAUUGUCUCCAAGUACUUGAAAGACAAGGAGCUGCCGUACCAGGAGGACAGCUACCUCUCCCGCCUGCGCCUGUUCUUCCACCGCUACCAGGAGUUUAUGGUGUACGCGCCUUCCAUCACUGAGCUCGUAGGGGUGCAGUGAUGGAAGGGAGACCUGAGAGAGGAAGAGGAGGAGGAGGAGGAGACGAGAAGAAGAAGAAAAGAAAAAAAGACACAAAGGACAUCUGGAAAGAGACUUUGCUUUUCUGCUAAUGCAUAAUAACAUGCGAGGAGUGAGAAAGCCAGAGAGGGUAAAAGAAAGAGAGAGAGAGAGAGAGAGAGAGAGAGAGAGAAAAUGUCUCCCUCCCAUAGAAGGACCAGCUACAGCGCUACAGCAUUCUCCCAGUCUCAUUUCAUUACCAAACACUACGUUUUGUUAAGUAUGUUAAUUCAAUAUAUAUUUACACAUACCUCCAUUAGCUGAGCAACAGGCUGUGCACCUGUGUACUUACUAAGCACAAGUCAUAGAGACAUUCAGGAGGAGCUUCAUGUGUCACUUAAUCAUAAAUGAUGACUCUAUGCAAGAAAUCAUGCAGAGUAAUCCAAGGCAAUCACAGUCUAUGUAGACAGCACAUAAGUCUGUAAUGAGUUUAAUGAUCAUGGAAGUUGCUGUAGCUUCUCAAUGAUUUGUGAAAAUACAUAGUUGCUAUUUCCUGAUAUAUACCCUCUGUAGGUAGAAACCAGAUAGUAUAAUGUGAUGUAUUUGUUACACAACCUGUAAAUCCAAACAAAUCUCAAAAACCAAUGUACCCCAUUUGUGUGAAAGACAUGCUAACAUUUUAUUGCACAUCUGAAAUCCUUUUUUACACCCAUAGUUUAUGAUUAAUGACCGACAAUUGAGGUUCGUUAUAGAUUUUAUAUAUCAAAUUGACAAUACACAGACGUUACAUAGACAUAUAUAUAUUUACACCACUGACUAAUAUAGGCAUACUUGUAGCAGCUUUGCACCAAACAGACGGCGAGUACGUCAAAAUGUCAAAGGUUUUCAUGGUGGGAAGUCAAACAGAUGUUCAUAAAAUGAGAGUUUGAGAAACUAUUUCAGGGCAUUUCAAAUCAAACAGGAUAAAUGAGUUGCCUGUGUAAAUUAGGUUUUAUGUUUUGGACAUUCUUGUUUUGUCAUUGCGAUUGGUGCUUCAGUUUGGCAGUGGCAGAGGUUAUUGUCUCACCAGCUGGUGUAACGAUGGUCAAGCAACGGGGAGACGGAGGCGAAUCUGUUGAACUUUCUUUUAUUUUCCUUUAGAAAAUAAAUCAAAACAUUGCCA